Messenger RNA from Danio aesculapii, 2252 nucleotides. RefSeq names its product zinc finger protein 271-like. The transcript has 2 exons. The coding region runs from base 172 to 1254 and encodes 360 amino acids. Gene Ontology annotation, biological process: regulation of transcription by RNA polymerase II. Gene Ontology annotation, molecular function: DNA-binding transcription activator activity, RNA polymerase II-specific; RNA polymerase II cis-regulatory region sequence-specific DNA binding. Gene Ontology annotation, cellular component: nucleus. Lineage: Eukaryota; Metazoa; Chordata; Actinopteri; Cypriniformes; Danionidae. The record is from RefSeq and is a predicted model, not a curated record.
AAGAAACAAAGAGGCUACACUUCAGCUUUUAUAAACUCUAGAGAGAUUAUUUAGCGAACACGACACAACUCCUGCCUUUAUUCAUUAUAUCCUGGCUCUUGACUGUCAAUUCCUCUGUGAAAGCGAUCAGGAAUAGCGGACUUUUAACGUGUUCAUAUGUAAACAGGCCUGAUGGAGGACACACACCGUCAUGAGAAAAUGAGUGAAAAAACUGACACACUGAAGAGAAAAGACAAAAGAUGUGUCACCUGCCCUCAGUGUGGGAAGAGUCUGGCACACAAACACAGUCUCCAGCGUCACAUGAGGAUCCACACUGGAGAGAAACCAUUCACAUGUACUCGGUGUGGGAUGGGUUUCGGUCAAUCAUCAAACCUUAAUACUCACAUGAAGAUCCACACUAGAGAGAAACCAUUCAUAUGUUCUCAGUGUGGGAAGAGUUUCAGUCAAUCAGGAACCCUUAAUACUCACAUGAUGAUCCACACUGGAGAGAAACCAUUCAGAUGUGAUCAGUGCGGCAAAACAUUUUUGAGGACUUCAGACCUGAAGAGACACCUUACAGUUCAUACAAAGGAGAAGCUUUAUUCAUGCUCUGACUGUGGGAAGAGUUUCACACGUCAAGAAAGUUUGCGAAGCCAUCAGAAGAUGCACACCGGUGUGGGAGAGUAUAUGUGCUUUGAGUGUGAGAAGACCUUUAUUACGGCUGAAAUUUUGAAAAGACAUGAGAGAAUUCACACUGGAGAGAAACCUUACAUUUGUUCACUGUGCAAUAAGAGAUUCAGUCGGUUUGCACAAAUGAAAAUACAUGCGAGGGUUCACACUGGAGAGAAACCGUACAUUUGUUCACACUGCGACAAGAGAUUCAGUUCUUUAGGACAUCUGAAAAGACAUGAGAAGACUCACACUGGAGAGAAACCUUACACGUGUUCACACUGCGACAAGAGAUUCAGUGAUUCAGGAGAUCUGAGAAAACAUGUGCAGAUUCACACUGGAGAGAAACCUUACAAGUGUUCACAGUGCGACAAGAGAUUCAGACAGUUAAAAGGCCUGAAAACACAUGAGAGGACUCACACUGGAGAGAAACCUUACAUGUGUUCACACUGCGACAAGAGAUUCAGUGAUUUAGGAAAUCUGAGAAGACAUAAGAAGAUUCACUCUGGAGAGAAACCUUACAUGUGUUCACACUGCGACAAGAGAUUUAGUGCUUUAGGAAAUCUGAGAAGACAUGAGAAGAUUCACUCUGGAGAGAAACCUUAAAGGGGUGGUCCACAGUGUUUUUUUUAAAGGUUUGAUUGUGUUUAAGGGGUGCAAAACAAUGUGUGUUCGUGAUUCAUUUGUAAAGAAUCAUGUUAUUUGUUCACAUAUCUUACCUUCCACGCAGCAGAAAAGCGGCGAAUAGAUGAAAAUGGCAGAAGACUGUACAUUCGUGAGAUGGACGUACGUGCAUAUGGGGUUAUUUCACUGACAAAUGUCAUAAACGCAGAAUUACAAGUCACGAGCGCAUGUAAUACGAGCGAGCGAACGCGCCGGUUUCCUCUGUUUGUGGACAAAACUCCUCGCAUGCACUCUAAACACGGCUGCUCACGUGUGAAUGAUCUGCUCUCGGUCCAUCAGAUGAUGCAGACUCAACCUGUGCCUUGUGUUUCCUCCUCUUUUCGUGCUUUUGCUCUCCAGAGAUCCUCCUGUUCAAUUGUUAUCCUAAAAAUGUUGAUAUGGUUAUAUUAGUACACUUUACCUACAAGUUAAGAUCAAUUCUAUAAUAAACACGGGUGUUUUUGAGUGUUGGGUAUACUGCCUAUGUUUUAGGCUAGUACUAUUUACGUGUUAAUGAAUGCUUCAGCAUACUGUAGUGAGAAUAGUGAACUGAUAAAAUGAAAUACAGUGUAGUUUUACUACAGUAAAGUGUGGUGAAUUGUAGAAUAAUAUACCCUAUAGUGUAAAAAACUACAGCAUUGGGUCAUUUGUUUAUAUUACACUUGUGUUACCAACUAGCAACUAUAGUAUUACCACAACAGAAUAAUUGAAGUACUUUACUAUAGUACUGUUCAAAACACUGUACAUGCCAAAAGAGGUGUUCAGGGGCCCUUUGGAGCAGCUUCUCCUCAAAAUGAAGAGGAUGACAGGGAAAAUGUCUCAUCAACAAUGUGGAAGACAGCAGAGACUAGUUCACUUUAUUUUAGUUGACAUGAUAAUUGAGAUUUGAUAGUGAGAUUUAUUGUGAAUAGUACAGUAGGCUAUAAUACCCUAUCACGUGU